UGGCGCGAAGACGCUCAAGCCACGUGACCAACCGUCAACAAACCAACCCUUUCAUCUGUGGUUCAGUUGGCUAACUAAUUUACUUGGCGGGGGUGAACAGUCUUACAAAUGCUUGACAAUAAAAUAGUGAAGUUAUACCUAAUAAGAUAAGGGAUAAUUGUUAACAGAAUGACUGCGACAGAAGAAACAUCUUUGUGGAGAGAGAAACUUGGGGAGAAGAUCAAACAAGAUCAAGAUCUGCUGACAUUCGUUAGUGACACCCUCAAAAUAAGUGAUCAGCUGACUAAAGGCAUGGUGUCCAUUCUCUCAUCGUUCGAGGGCCGUCUGGAGCACCUGGAGAACUCGGCCAUUCCCAUGCAUGACAGCACACAGAACCUACUGCAGCUGAAGGGGACAAUGCAGAAUACAUUAUUCUACCUGGACGAUGCCAUCAGCCAUUACCAAGCCGUCCGAGACACAGACAAGGUCAUCAUACAGGGGCCUGCAGGAAGACUGUCUGACUAUCUAGCAUGUGUUCACCGACUCAAAAAAGCAGAGGAGUACUUUCAACAGGAAGACCCGGACGGGCCUGAGCUGAAUAUAGACUCCACCUCCCAUACCUUCCCAUCCUGCAAACCCAAGCCCCCAGCUUCCACCUCCUACAUCCUGCCAUACUUCAGACCCAAGCCCAGCUCAGCCUUUGAUAUCAAGGCCCACUACGCCAAGGUGCGCUCCAAUCAGUUGGACUGCUCUAUGAAGGGUUUGAAGGACCACAAGAGUAGGAACCUCCUCUACCCAGUGCUGCAGAGCAAGCACGUAUAUUCUGCCAUCAAGAAGAACAAGAAAACAGGGAGGGACAGCAUAUUAAACAUUAAGAUUGAAACCUACAUCGCCUGCAUCACAGCCUUCUUGUCCCUGGCCAAGAGUGAAUACACCAUGGUGUCCAAAGUCUUCUCUCUGAACUGCACCAAUACCUUUGAAACGCUCAUCCAGGUGGCUCUGAACCAGCUGAUCCAGAGUGGGGAGAACAUCGUGUCCUCUGUCAGACGAGCCUGUUCACAUCACGACUACACAGCCCUCGUCGUCAUGUUACCUGUCCUGGGCCGUCUCCUGGAGGAGGACAAAGAGUUUAACACAUUACUAAAGGUGCCAUAUAAUACUGAGAGGACAGUUUGA
This is a messenger RNA of Coregonus clupeaformis (lake whitefish), 1155 nucleotides long. RefSeq names its product exocyst complex component 7-like. Bases 169 to 1155 code for a protein of 328 amino acids. The transcript is spliced from 8 exons. Lineage: Eukaryota; Metazoa; Chordata; Actinopteri; Salmoniformes; Salmonidae. The record is from RefSeq and is a predicted model, not a curated record.